AUGCUUAAAAAAGACCUUUUCUUAUUUUUUUUUAUCUUCUGUUUUUUUUUACGACAAAAAAAUAUAUUAUGUAGUUAUAAAGAAUGCUCUUUAUUAACAGAUGAUAUUAGAAUAUUAUCAUAUUGUAAAAAUGAAUCUAAAUGUUUUAUCAAAACUUUUAAUAAUUCAGAAUAUUCUUCUAUUAUAUGUAUAUGCAAAAAGUAUCUGAACGAAUCAUUUUUUGCAGGACCUGAUUGUUCAAUAAAUGUUCCUUAUCAUUAUAAAACUAUGAAAAAUAAUGAGGUUCAAAAUACCAGCUGGAUUGAAGAUUUAUUCAAAUUGAAUACAUGGAAAAAUGAAGAAAAUAGAGUUGGAAGGGUAUGUGUUAAUCCGCAAUGUAGUUAA
Molecule: messenger RNA, 384 nt
Organism: Plasmodium adleri (nom. inval.)
Lineage: Eukaryota; Apicomplexa; Aconoidasida; Haemosporida; Plasmodiidae
Product: conserved Plasmodium protein, unknown function
Exons: 4
Coding region: 1-384 (127 amino acids)
Source: RefSeq, a predicted model, not a curated record